AUGGAAGAUUUGGUGAUGCUGUCAGAAGCAGAUGCACAGUUAAGUGAGCAGAAAUUAAUAAAUGAAGACCUCCAAAAGGAGAAAGAUAUCCUACAGGAACGGUAUGAAUCUCUAGUUAAAGAUUUGGAGGAAAAUCAGGAAGCUGAGAGAAUGGCAAAGACAAAG
Molecule: messenger RNA, 165 nt
Organism: Paramuricea clavata
Lineage: Eukaryota; Metazoa; Cnidaria; Anthozoa; Malacalcyonacea; Plexauridae
Source: the annotation of a GenBank genome assembly